Molecule: messenger RNA, 1596 nt
Organism: Aspergillus fischeri NRRL 181
Lineage: Eukaryota; Fungi; Ascomycota; Eurotiomycetes; Eurotiales; Aspergillaceae
Product: dihydroorotate dehydrogenase 2
Exons: 2
Coding region: 1-1596 (531 amino acids)
Biological process (GO): 'de novo' pyrimidine nucleobase biosynthetic process; pyrimidine ribonucleotide biosynthetic process
Cellular component (GO): cytoplasm; mitochondrial inner membrane
Molecular function (GO): dihydroorotate dehydrogenase activity
Source: RefSeq, a predicted model, not a curated record
AUGGUUGCCAAUUCCACCAGCCUUGCCUGGAGAUCGGCCGGUUUGAGGGCCCGCGCCGUGCCGUCAUUGCGAUGCUCCCAUCGGUCCUCAAUCCUUCAUAGACAGGCCGCUUUCCAGCAACACAGUGCCGUGCGACAUGCCUCAGGCACGACCAACGAGGCAGCUGAGGCUGUAAAGGAGGCCCCCAAGAAAGCCGGCCGCGGCCUCAAGAGAACGGUGUACGGAACAUCGUUGGUACUCGCUGCAUUGGUGGGUUAUGUGUAUGCGACGGAUACCAGGGCAAGCAUCCACCGCUAUGCUGUGGUUCCUCUUGUUCGGAUGCUUUAUCCCGACGCGGAAGAGGCACAUCAUAUUGGUGUGGAAGCUCUGAAGACGCUCCACAAGUAUGGACUUCAUCCGCGGGAACGCGGCAACCAGGACGGUGACGGCGUGUUGGCUACUGAGGUCUUCGGGUAUACGCUCAACAACCCCAUUGGCAUCUCGGGCGGACUUGAUAAGCAUGCUGAGAUUCCCGACCCGUUGUUCGCUAUUGGCCCCGCGAUUGUUGAAGUUGGCGGCACGACUCCCCUGCCGCAGGAGGGCAAUCCCCGACCUCGCGUGUUCCGACUGCCAUCUCAAAAAGCCAUGAUCAACCGAUACGGCCUGAACUCCCUGGGCGCCGACCACAUGGCGGCCAUCCUGGAGAGACGCGUGCGGGAUUUCGCCUAUGCCAAUGGGUUUGGCCUGCACGAUGAAGCGGAGCAGCGGGUUCUCGACGGCGAUGCCGGCGUGCCCCCCGGCAGUCUUCAGCCCGGACGGCUGCUGGCCGUGCAGAUUGCGAAGAACAAGGCGACACCAGACUCGGACAUCGAGGCUAUCAAGCGCGACUACGUCUACUGCGUUGACCGACUGGCCAAGUACGCCGAUAUCCUGGUUGUGAACGUUUCCAGCCCCAACACGCCCGGCCUGCGCGACCUGCAAGCGACCGCGCCGCUGACCGCCAUCCUAAAGGCGGUAGUGAGCGCCGCCAAGGGCGUCGACCGCAAGACCAAGCCUUAUGUGAUGGUCAAGGUCAGCCCGGACGAGGACUCGGAUGAGCAGGUCUCCGGCAUCUGCGACGCCGUAUGGCAUUCGGGCGUGGACGGCGUUAUCGUGGGCAACACGACCAACCGCCGGCCUGCCCCGCUGCCGCAGGGCUUCACUCUUCCGCCAAAGGAACAGUCCACUCUGAAGGAGACGGGAGGGUACUCGGGGCCCCAGCUGUUCGACCGCACCGCUGCCCUGGUGGCCCGCUACCGGGCGCUGCUGGAUGCACCGCCCGCUCCGGCGUCCAAUGCGAAUGAGACCGACCAAGCCAAGGAACUGGCAGCGGCCGUGACUCGAGCCGAGCCUGACUUGGAGAAUGUGCCCGCAGUCGAGCCGCCUACUCCGGCCAAUCGGCCGGCGCGCAAGGUGAUAUUUGCCUCUGGAGGUAUCACCAACGGCAAGCAGGCGCAGGCGGUGCUGGAUGCGGGAGCCUCGGUCGCGAUGAUGUACACGGCCGUGACGUAUGGUGGAAUUGGCACAGUCACUCGAGUGAAGCAGGAAUUGCGAGAGGAAAAGAAAACCCGUCAAUAG